AAGUUAGUGAGGCUGCUGGUUGUUAUUGCCAAGCAUAGAGGUGUGUCCCUUCUCAUUUAGGGCCCCUCUGUGCAAGGGCCAGUUAUGCUGCUGACAGGGCAACAGCUUCCAGCUUUGCAACUUUUGAAUGAGGAAAGUUGCAGUUCUGCAACAUCUUGCCUGCAGGAUAAAAUGUUAGCAGCCUUUUUUGAUGCCCCCGGUGGGCCGGAGACAUUGUACGUUAAAGAACUGGCAAAACCGGCGCCAAAGGAAGGGGAAGUGCUUGUAAAGGUUGAGGCCAGCGCCCUGAACAGGGCAGACUUGCUUCAGAGAAGGGGAAAAUACGCUCCACCCCCAGGGGCCAGUGACAUUCUGGGAUUGGAAGCUGCUGGCACAGUGGUUGAGCUUGGCCUGGGUGCUGAUGGGCGCUGGAAGGUUGGAGAUAAAGUUAUGGCACUUCUGUCUGGUGGAGGAAACGCAGAGUAUGCCACUGUACCAGCAGGGCAUCUUAUGCCAGUUCCCCCUGGCAUGUCUGCAACCGAUGCUGCUGCCAUUCCUGAGGCCUGGCUCACUGCUUUCCAACUGCUGCAUUUUGUAGGUAAAGUUCAGAAGGGAGAGACUGUCCUGAUUCACGCGGGUGCUAGUGGCGUUGGUACUGCGGCCAUACAGCUCUGCCGAUUGGCUGGGGCAGUUCCAAUUGUAACGGCAGGGUCUCAUGAAAAACUACAGACGGCAAUAAAAUUGGGAGCCGCAACCGGGUUCAAUUACAAAGAAGAGAACUUUGGUGAAAAGUGUCUUAAGUUCACAAAUAAUAUUGGGGCAGAUGUUAUAUUGGACUGUGUUGGGGCGUCACACUGGGAGAAGAACUUGCAGUGCCUUAAUACAGAUGGCCGAUGGGUGCUCUAUGGGCUUAUGGGUUCCGGUGAGAUUCACGGAGAUCUGCUGGCAAAGUUACUCUGGAAAAGAGGAAGCCUAUUGGGCAGUUUGCUAAGAUCUCGCUCAAAGAAGUACAAGGAGGAGCUGGUGAAGGCCUUCACGGAGCAAGCUUUGCCUCACUUUAUCGCGGGGGGGCCCAUUCAGCUGCUUCCAAUUGUGGACAGCGUCUUUCCCUUGCAUCAGAUCUCCGAUGCCCACCAGCGAAUGGAAGACAACAAAAACACGGGAAAAAUUGUUCUACAGAUGCCACAGUGAUGUGUAUUCCAUGUGCCCUGCUGAUUUACUAUCGACUCACCGUGCAGUUGUGUAGUGGGUCAGAGCGGAAAUAUUUAGAUUUGUCCGACACUCAGAAUCUAAGUGAUGGUGGGUUGCUUAUGCGCCAGGCAAAGCCUGCUUUGUAUAGAUAAAUUUGGUACAUGUAUUUAAAGAGCUAAUUCACCUUAAUAUGAACUUUUAGUAUUGGUGAACUUUUUAGCCAUUGGUGGCGCUGCACUCUACUAUACAUGUUUAACCCAUGCUUGUCAUGAAUCCAAUUGCUUUGGGAUCAAGGGCCUGUGGAACAAUAACACAGGGAUAAUCUUUAGACUGUAAAUAUGAAAUGAUUUCAUAUUCUCACAAUUAUGUGUCAUUGCUGUUCAUUCUGAGCCGGCACACUUCUAUUGAGAAUCACAGUAAUUUCAGAAUGUAAAUUUGUGGUCUUUUUGUACCUCUUUGUGAUUAAAAGCUCUUAUUUAUGAAAUUCUUUAUUCUGGGCCUUUAUUAUAACCCAAUCACUACAAUAA
Molecule: messenger RNA, 1697 nt
Organism: Xenopus tropicalis (tropical clawed frog)
Lineage: Eukaryota; Metazoa; Chordata; Amphibia; Anura; Pipidae
Source: RefSeq, a predicted model, not a curated record